Messenger RNA from Octopus bimaculoides (California two-spot octopus), 3156 nucleotides. RefSeq names its product low-density lipoprotein receptor-related protein 5. Gene Ontology annotation, cellular component: plasma membrane. Gene Ontology annotation, biological process: canonical Wnt signaling pathway. Gene Ontology annotation, molecular function: Wnt receptor activity; Wnt-protein binding. Lineage: Eukaryota; Metazoa; Mollusca; Cephalopoda; Octopoda; Octopodidae. The record is from RefSeq and is a predicted model, not a curated record.
AUGUCCCUCUCAUGGCUGAUACUGGUGCUUACUGUCUGCAAUAUACUCUACAUUGAUGCCAUUGUCUACAGUCCGUUUCCAAUCUUCAACAAUGUCAGCGUCACAUGGAUACAGAAAAAUGCCGAAGGUCGGACCCAUUUGCUGUUUUUCCAUGGAGAGCCAAGUUCUUGGAUUAAAAAUAACACAGGGCCACAAAGUCACCUAUCUAAAGAUAUAGUUCAUUUGGCCUGUGAUUUUAACGAGAAAAUCUUAAUUGGAGCCGACAGUGAACGACGACAGAUUUGGGGAAUUAAAUUUAUCAACGAGAAGGGACACUUAUACAACAUUUUCACUGGGACUUCAGCUGCUGUUCGAGGAAUUGCUGUGGACUGGGUCACCAAUUUGAUUUACUGGACAGAUGCAUUAUACCAGGACAUCAUGGUUGCCUCCUUCGAGACAUUCCACUCUCGUGUACACGUCCUAAUUGAUUUGACUCUUGAUGCGACACCAGCAGGGAUAGCUAUACACCCAGCAGAAGGGUUCCUCUUUUGGUCAGAUAUUGGUAAACGUCCGAAACUGGAACGAAGUACCUUGAGUGGACAAUACAAGUCAACCUUAAUCUCUCAUGGACUCCAUACACCUGUUGCUUUAGCUGUGGACCAUUUUGAAAAUCGGUUAUACAUGCUGGACACAGGACUUCAUCAACUCUUGUCUUGUGAUCUUUCUGGGGACAAUAUUCAAAUGCUUCAUGAAUUUGAUUCGAAGAAGAAAUUCUUCGGUUUGGACAUCUACCGUGAUUUUGCAUUUGUCAGUGAACAGAAAGAUUUUUCUCUCUAUGCUGUCUCCCUACUCUCUGGCAAGAUUGUGUUUAACUCCACCCUAGAGAACCAGCCCCAAGGGGUCUUAACAUGUGGACCCUGGAAACAAACUUCAAAGAGAAACUACUGUACCAGCCAUGGCAAAAGCCUCUGUCCAGGUGAGGGUCUCUGUGUUUCCAAGAAGGGCUACAAACCAGAAUGUACCUGUAUUGGAAUAGAUUUACAGAAAUCAAAGACCAGAAAACACUGUCAGCAAUCUCCAUCAAUUCUGUUACUUGGGAAAAGAAGUGGCCUUCAUUAUGUGGAACAGAACUUUGCUGACGCAAAGGGCCUUACUUCCAAGUUACUCUUACAAGGACCCUAUGAUAUUCAAGCGAUUGCAGUUGAUGCCAAACAUGGGAUUGUUUAUUUUACUGAUUCUAAAGAAAAGGUUAUUUACCGAACUUCGGUCUACCAACAGACAGAAGCGAAAGCAAUCAUUUUAGCUGUGAAAACCGUACAAGGUUUAGCGUUUGACUGGAUAACCAGGAAUCUAUAUUGGACCGAUUCUGGAAUGGAAUGCAUCAUGGUCGCCCGUUACAAUGGUUUCAAUAUUGCACGCCUGAUGCACCUCACUAACAGUUCCCUGAGAGCUAUUGCAGUCCAUCCUGCUAAAAGAUUUCUCUACUGGACUGAUGUCAGUGCUGCUAAUGCUGGUAUUGAGCGAAUCGGUCUGGAUGGUGAAAGUGGUCGGAAAAUAAUAGCCAAAGAUUCCUUUGCAGUAAGUCUGGCCAUUGACUUCCAAUUAAACAAACUGAUUUGGUUGGAUAACAUGUAUGGAAUGGUUUUCAUGAGUAACCUGAAUGGAAGAGAUAAACGCAAACUGUACCAACAUGAGGCUUAUGGAUCUCGACUUCUGGCCAUUACAGUUCUAAAGAAUUACGUUGUUUACUCUGAUUGGUACCAUGAAAACACUGGUCUCUAUACUAUCAAUAAGCACACAGGACGAUUGGUAGGGGUUCUCAAAGAACGUGACCCAAGUUUGGCUCUGGCUUUCCUUCAUUCAAACAGUCAAUUGAAAAGUACAAAUAUCACAUACCACGAGUUCCUGCUCAUUGCUGACCAGAGGCUGCGGCGCUUGUACCAAAUCAAUCUAUGGAACAUGGAAAUUAAUGCUCUUCCAAUUACUCCAUUGAAACAACCGAUUGAUAUUGCUUUCGACUCCAAAGAGAUGAUGGUCUACUGGACCGAUGCCGAAGAUGAUUCUAUCAGCCGCUCUAAACUCAACGGAGAUUAUUACGAAACAUUACUUCAAGAUUCUUCUAUAUCAUUUGGUGAAAUAGUGAUCGAACCAACCACACGGCUUUUGUAUUUCAUCGACAACAAAUCUGGCAACGUUGGAGUUCUUUCCAUGGACACAAAACACUAUCGGAUCCUCAUCCAGACCGGAUUAAACCACACUUUCGGCCUGGCUAUAGACCUCUUCUCUGGGGCCAUCUACAUAACAUCGAUAAAGAAAAAUUCAGCGUCCCUGUGGAGUUUCCAUCCUGUUCACAAAAGCAUAAAACACAUCAUGACAGACUUGAGUGACCCAAGGGGAAUUGUCUGGUGGAUCAACAAGAUUUACAUUGCUGUUUCGGGAAACAUUGAGGCAGUAAACACCGAUGAGCUUUUGGGUGGAGAACACGAGGUAGCGGUCACUGAUGUUGACCCUUACGACAUUGCUGCUGACUUUAUGUAUCUCUACUGGACAGACAAACAGUCCGGAGCAGUAAAGAGAAUAACCAGGCUGAAAGGAACCGACACAAGCAUUCUUCUGGAAAAGGACUUCUUCAUCCAACCAGUCGGACUCACCAUUUUCAAGAAGGAAAACCAAGAGACCGUUUACGAAGACUUUAACGGCUUCGUUCCAAGCGAGCUGGAAAUGAAGAAAUGGAUAAAACCAUUUUUUGCUGAAGGUUUGGGUUACUGUCAGACGCCUCUCGUUCACUUGGGUCGUUUGAUGAACUCGGUGCCAAACAUCUGGGUUCCCACAGGAACGGUGGUCGCCGCUCAGUGCUUCUCCGGUUACAUGCCUUCCACUGCAGCGGCCAUGGUUUGCCUCCAUGGAAACUGGAGCCACGUUGUUCGAUGUAUUCCAGACCCCGAGUUGCCUCUUCAUGGAGACCUGAAGAAAGGGUACAUCAAGUUCACCUCCAGUCGUCUCUUCAUUGUACCCAUUGCUUUAAAUUACAUCAACGUGAUGUGUAUCGGUGCCGGAGGUGGAGGGUACGAUGGUAAAAGUGCCUACGGCAAGGCUGGAGACGGGUGGCCAUCCAAGUUCAAAGGUCUCGUAGCUGAGGGUGGAAAAGGCGGAAGUAAGACAGAAGAUAAACAAUGA